Molecule: messenger RNA, 1345 nt
Organism: Malurus melanocephalus (red-backed fairy wren)
Lineage: Eukaryota; Metazoa; Chordata; Aves; Passeriformes; Maluridae
Gene: MID1IP1
Product: MID1 interacting protein 1
Exons: 2
Coding region: 268-762 (164 amino acids)
Biological process (GO): regulation of lipid biosynthetic process
Cellular component (GO): cytosol
Source: RefSeq, a predicted model, not a curated record
GCAGGGGGUGGCACUGGGGAACACCUUAGUGUAAGAUACGCGCUAUAAAUACUGCGCCGGGGAUGGGAGCGCGGCCACGGGCGGCGGGGAACAGCUCYGGACCACGGACUCUGAUCGCCAGCAGCCGCCGAGCCCAGCCCGCGGCGGAGGGCGGCCGGUGCCGCUAGCGCAGAGSMRGAGGAGGAGGAGGAGGAAGAGGUCGCCGCCGGAGGAGCUCCGCGGUCCGGUCCCAGUUGCUUCGUUGAGCACGCCCGCCCGGCCGCCAACAUGAUGCAGAUCUGCGACUCGUACAGCCAGAAGUACUCCCUGUUCAACGCCAUGAACCGCUUCAUCGGCGCCGUGAACAACAUGGACCAGACGGUGAUGGUGCCCAGCCUGCUGCGGGACGUGCCGCUGCUGCUGGAGGAGCUGGACGCGGCGGGAGCCGUGUGCCCGCCCCGGGAUGCUGCCCUGCCGCCCGGCGACCCCGGCGCCUACUUCUCCCGCAGGGACAUGUACAGCCACUACAUGCUGCUCAAAUCCAUCCGCAACGACAUCGAGUGGGGCGUGGUGCAGCCGCCGGCGGGCGAGGAGGCCGCCCGCAAGAAGGACAAGCUGGGCGGCGGGCCCGCCGAGGAGAGCGAGGGGGAGGAGGACCUGGAGCAGCAGUUCCACUACCACCUCAGCGGACUCCACUCGGUCCUCUCCAAGCUCACCCGCAAGGCCAACGUGCUCACCAACAGAUACAAGCAGGAGAUCGGCGUCAGCAGCUGGGGGCAGUGAGCGCCGAGGGGGAGCGGGGCAAGGGGCUCCCGACCCGCCGGGAGCGGCGCGUCCCUUCCCGGCGCUGUCGCUGCUGCGGUGGCCGAGGGCAGCGCCCGGGCCGAGGCUUUCCUGCGCGCUUCCGGGACUGCAGCAGGUUUUCUACCAACGCACAAGCGAGAGAAAGAGAUGUAAAUUAAUCAAUACUAGUUUAUUAAUUAUUUUGACCCCCUCCGUGUUUUCUUCGUUGUACGGUCUGGGGUGAGCAGUUGCUGUGCCCGCCCGGGCGGGGAGGCUGAACCCGUACGUGUACGAGAUGGUGGCAUUGCUGGCUGAUAAGGAGGCUCURCUCAAGCCGAUGAACAUAACGAAACUGGCACAAAAUUGCUUCUGUUACCCCGGAGGGAACCCAGUGAGCUAAGGAGCAUCCCUCUGUUGUGGGAGAGAUGGCGGGUCCCACGGUUGUACAUGUACUGGAGUUUAUUUAAAACUUUUUUACUCAGAUGUAGAGUAUAUUCUAAAAUAAAUGCAAAUGUAUUAACUAAGAGUGAACCUAAACUUUUGGUAUGAUUUAUCUUUCUUUAAUUAAAUGAUAUUUUUAACA